AUGGGUGGCUUCGGUGUUUUUGGUGGUUUUGGAGGCAUGGUAGGAAUGGGUGCACCACCAGGAGGCAUGGGAGGCAUGGGUGGCAUGGGAGCACCAUCGGGAGGCUUCGGCGGCAUGGGUAGCAUGGGAGCACCACCGGGAGGCUUCAAAGGCAUGGGUGCACAACCGAUGAUGAGUUUCUAUGGAAGCAUGGUAAAACCACUGGGUGGAUUCAUGGCCUCCAUGGUAGCUCGAUCUAGUGACACUACGGGAACCAGCCGAGGGGCCGGCGGCCGUCGGCACAGCAGCACCUGCCGUCGGCCCACGUCUGUGCCGACGGCCGCCGUCGGCACACCGCCGUCGGCACAAUAUCGCCUCGGCACGGACCGGCUCGCCGUCGGCCCAGCCUUUGCCGUCGGCACGGACUCCAGCCCGACGGUCAAGCGACGCCGUCGGCACGAUAGCCGUCGGCACGGUCAACGUGGGGCCCGCGGAGCGUCUAACGGCCGUUAG
Lolium perenne is the source of this 492-nucleotide messenger RNA. NCBI's taxonomy places the organism in Eukaryota, Viridiplantae, Streptophyta, Magnoliopsida, Poales, Poaceae. The record is from RefSeq and is a predicted model, not a curated record.